UUUAGAACAAGAAUAGCCGCGAUUAUUGCCGGCAUAUAGUUAAUACAUUCAAAGACGCAAAAUCGCCAGUACAAUGGCAUUCGAGAACUCUGCACACCAGCUUAAGAUUCCAGACGACGGGCUGGACAACCAGAGGAUCGAUAAGGACGCACCGGCGCCCCAAUCCCAGGUCCAAAUUGCACCCAAACAGAUGCCGGACACAGCAAGCGACAGUGGCAGCGUCAUAUGGAUUUCAAGCGAUUCCCUUGCCUCCUCACAGGGGGAGGCCCAGGGAGUCAAUGCUACCAAGGAGCUGGCAGACUUCGAGACUUUGUACUGCCGCAAACUACGGGCAAGAGGUCCUGGUUCCAUCACAGGCCACAUGAAGACCCCCAAGUUGGCCAAGAAGCGGUGCUGGCCGGAUGGCGAGGACGACAAGCCGGACGCCAAAAAAUCACUGGCUUUUGAGCAAUUCGUAUCGAUAUACGAUAGAGAAAACAGGUCGCCGCCUGAAAUCGAAAAUAAUCAAAGCCGCAGACAAAAUUACGAAAACGAUUUCGCAUCCAAGAUGUCCGCCGAACCGUGUGCCAAUCCGGAGGACAGCCUGGUCAAACUGAUCAACGACUGCAACCUGGAGGAAAAUGGCGACGCACAGACGCCCCAAUCCCAGGCCCAAAUGGAACCCAAUCACAGUGCUUCAUUUGCGAGCGCCGACAGCGACAUCGGCAGCCACAUACUGGAGUCGGAUGAUUCCCAUGCUUCGGCGUGCAGCUACCUCCACUCGUCCGAGAUUUGCAACUCCUCCGACUUCGAGGAACUGCGCAAGGCGUUCACCAAGGACUCCUCAUACUUCGAACUCUCCCUUGAUUCAAAUAGCCGCAGUUCUAGUUCCGUGGAUACCGACAUGGAGAUACCCAAGAUAGCCGUUAAGCGCCACUCGCCGGGAAGCAAUGGCGAUGGAUUGGUUAAAAAGAAAUCUUACCGAAAUCUGGACGAGAUGCCCACUCCCUCGAAUCGGCCGGUGGUGACGCGCAGUGGUCGUGUUGUAGUAUCGCGGUCGAACCAGCAGUUUGACUACUCAUCCUCGCAGUCGAAGGGCGAUGGCGAGGAGGACUCCGAAGAUUUGUCGCUGGAUUCCGACGACGAGGACUAUCAGGGAAAGGAUUUUGAGCAGCCCAAGUGGACGGGUCGCAAACGGCGUAGCUUUAGAAGCAGCAGCAGCAGUGCCAGCAGCACCGAUAACAGCCACUCGUCGCCGGAGGCAGUGCCUCGGCUGGUCUAUCUCCAAUUGGGCGAUAAAGUCGUUAAGGUUAGGGACGAGCCACAGUCCAACGUCGUCCUGGAAGACGAUGGCGAAUUGAAAACGAAGAUGCACAAGUUUUUGGGUCUGAUUGCGUCACGUCGCAAGCUUUACUAUCCUGCGGAGGACUGCGAUAUGGAUCCGGAGGAAAAUAAUGAGAAAAACGUGUCUUUAUCGAUCACUCAUGUCGCCAAUACAUCCCCCACGUCCGCACCAACUCCCCCUACUCAAUCAGCCAAGCUUCCAAUUCGGCCGGAUACAACGCACACAUCCACAUCCACUUGGUCAAAGCUAAAUCUAUCGCAUAUCCACUCGCCGACCAAGGCGGAGCGCCAGGCCAAAGUCAUGGAAGACUUUGUGCUCCAGGCCAUUGUCUACUCCUUUGAGGAGUGCACCCCGGACUCGCUGAAGGAGCCCAUUGAUCUAAGCGAGCUUCCCAGCAAGAAGCAGCUGGCGACCAACUGCCGCCGCCACAAGAGCAGCGUAGCCUGUUUGGAGCGGCACCGACAGUUCUACGGAUUCGUUCAGUCGCUCAGCCCGGCAAUCUCGCUCAACAUGUGCCAUCCGCUGGCGCUCACCUAUCGGCAGACCGACUUCUGCCAAUGCAAAGUGCCACUGGCCAAGACGCUGUUCAACAUGUUCAACCACGCGAUCUUCCACUGCGGCCUGCAGGUGCCCAUUGUUUGGAAGGAAUCCAUGAACACGCGCUGGAAGUGCGUGCUUACCAUCGAUGCCUCCGGCAAGCGAACCGCCGAGAUUCUGCUUCUGCGCAGCAUCGAGACUGCGGCCGAGCUCAUCCAGCCCCUGUUGCACGAAAUGUGCCAUGCGGCGGCCUUCCUGUUUAACCGGGAGCUAGGUCACGGCGACAAUUGCCGUAGAUGGGCCUACCAGGCGAAGAUGGCGUUCCCGGAGGUGCCCACCAUCGACGACUGCAUGGGCAGCUUCAAGUACACGUGCACCAUGUGCACCCGAUGCUCCUACGGCGUGGUCGACUUGCAAACGCACAACCUGCGCUGCUACUACUGCCAGUUCGAGGUGAGCGUGAAGCCCUUUUGCAAGACAAACAUGCACGACGGCGCCCGAUCGGAUCCGACGAUGACGCCGUUCAAGUGCUUCAUCCGGGACAAGUAUUUGAAGCUGGGCGAGGAGGGGGGCGCCACGCACUCGUCGAGGAUGACGCUGCUCAACGAGGAGUUCGUGAAGAUGAACGCAAAGACCUAGCUGCUGGCACACAAUUUGCAGAAUAUAUUUUUUAAGUACUAUAUGAACAACCAAGUUGGGCACCACGAGCAUGCAGGAGCCUAUUGUGAACACGCUGUGACCUACUUACCUUAUAUAUUUUAUACAAACUUUUACAUCCUGUACAAUUGGGGAACCUCCGAAGCCCAGAUGAACCUCAACAAGGAGUUCGGCAGGUCAUCUACGUGUUAACAAGUAUAUAUUUUGAUGUUGACUACCUAAUUACAUGUAAAUACUAAUAUAAGUCCCUUGGGAACGCUGCUGCCUAGUAAGAAAUACGUUGUGCUAUGCAUAUAGCUAUAUUCAAACGAAAUCAAAAGAGAAAUCAAAGCUACUUUAAUAUGAGAAACAAUCGCAGUUGCAGUUCGAAUGAAAUGCGUUUUUGCGUUUAAUGUUUGUGCAACUUGCUAUCGGCGCCCCAAAAUAAAAUCGACAAUAAUGCAAAUA
Drosophila yakuba is the source of this 2965-nucleotide messenger RNA. Its product is annotated as acidic repeat-containing protein. The transcript is spliced from 8 exons. Gene Ontology annotation, cellular component: nucleus. The record is from RefSeq and is a predicted model, not a curated record. NCBI's taxonomy places the organism in Eukaryota, Metazoa, Arthropoda, Insecta, Diptera, Drosophilidae. The coding region runs from base 74 to 2500 and encodes 808 amino acids.